ACGUGAAAGGCGGAGCUCAGUUUCGUUUUUUGAUAGUAGGGAGCGGAAAAAAACAGAGAAACAGUAGCCGAGAGAUUGUAUGAAAGCACAAUUGUAAAGGAUAUGAAAAUAAUGGAAAUAGUUUCUCUUGGUUACAUUAUUUUCUAAGUUCUCGUGGCUCAGAUAGAAGAGUAAUCAAAGUCAGAUUACGAAACGGUUUUUAUAGCCACUCAUUGAUAAGGAAUUUGAUUCUUUAUUAAAUAAGUUAUUCCUUUUUUUGUAAUUGUUUUUCGAGAAAAUUAUUUACAACAAGAAAAAAUGCAAAAUUGAAUUGAUUUCAAACGAUAGACAAUUUAAUUCUCAUCUGAUAAGUGUCUAUAUCAACUGAUCUGUCUUUUCUGAUCAUAGUUACAAGUCCAGCUGGAAUUAUGGCGGUUAAAGUGUUAUCAGGAAAGGUUUUUCUCUUAAUAACCGGUGCAAGUCAAGGAAUUGGCCAGCAAAUUGCUGUAACUUUUUCCGAAUUAUUAAGUGAAAAUUCACAAAUUUUACUAUUCGCUAGAAAUGAAAAGGGAUUAAAGGAAACUGUCGAAAGGAUAGGCAAGAAUACUACAGUUAACUACGUUAGCAUUGAUUUAUCAUUAGCGAAAGCUAAUGAACUUACUGAAAUUAUAAAUAAAUAUGUGAAUCCAUUGGAAUAUGAUCGUGCAGUUGUUGUACAAAAUGCUGGUACGAUUGGAGAUUUAUCAAAAUCUACAGUUGAUAUGGACGAUUUCGACGUUUGGAGAAAGUACUAUGAUUUAAAUGUAUUUUCCCCAGCAGUGUUGAACUCUGUUUUUAUGAAAAUUUUUAACAACGUUAGAACUGAAAAACUUGUAAUUAACAUCACUUCAAAAUGUGGCAUUGUACCUUUUAAAUCAAUGGGAUACUACUGUUCUGGUAAAGCUGCUAGAGAGAUGUAUUUUAAAGUAUUUGCUGAUGAAUUUCCAUUAGUCAACGUUCUUAAUUAUUCUCCAGGACCAGUAGAAACAGGCAUGUUACGUACUGCAUCAGAAACAGCUUCUGAUGCAGACACAAAAGAAAUGUUUACUACGAUGCGACAAGAAAAAAGACAACUCACUACUGAACAAACAGUCAAUCGUCUUGUUCAAAUACUCAAAGAGCAAAAAUAUACUUCUGGCGAUCAUAUUGAUUAUUUUGAUCAAAUAUAAAUAUAUUUUUAUUUUAUUUUUAUAAAGUUUUACAUAACUAAUGUUAUGGAUUAUCAAUGAUAUUAAUCGUAAAAUAUUAUAAUAUAUAAAACAUUAAAUACUCAAAUAAUUUACAAAAUUGUUAUCAAAAAUUUGAUCGUGAAUAAUAUAAAAAAUUCUAUAUUAUCAAUAUAGAGUGUUGUAUCUAACUACUAAUCUUCUUGAAUUGGUUGAUGAUAUGCAGAGGGAUACUUAAUCAUUCUCCAAUCAAUGAGAAUUACUAAUAAUAUCAUAAUGAAGAACAAUCCAGCUGAUAAAAGAUAUGCUGGUAAAGGAUAUAUUGGUGGCAUAUAAUUUGAAUAUAUCACAGUGUACAAAGUGACACCUCCUAGAGGUAGUAAUGUCUCCAAGAAUGUAAUUAUUGAGAAUAUUUUACCUGAAAUAAAAUAAAUGUUAAUUGUUGAUUGUUCAUAAAGUAUAAUAAUAAUAAUUAUUAUUAUUGUUACUUGCUAUACUUUUAAAUGAAUGUACUAAAUUAACUUAAAAAUUAUAAUACGUAGUUAAUAGUACCGAUAUCUUCAGAAGGAGCAGAUGUAGACAAAAUUGAUCUAACUGUUGGUGAAAUUAUACCAGAAAGUGAUCCUGUUAUGCUUACUACGUACAAGUGCCAAGGUUUUGUGGUAAAAGCUUUUAUUAUCGCUGCUAUAAAUCCAGAUAAACAUCCCAUUAAUGCAUUUUGAACAUCUGAAAAACCUAAAAUAAAUAUAUAUUUUAUUAAACCAA
Molecule: messenger RNA, 1949 nt
Organism: Chelonus insularis
Lineage: Eukaryota; Metazoa; Arthropoda; Insecta; Hymenoptera; Braconidae
Product: sepiapterin reductase-like
Exons: 3
Coding region: 408-1187 (259 amino acids)
Biological process (GO): tetrahydrobiopterin biosynthetic process
Molecular function (GO): sepiapterin reductase (NADP+) activity
Source: RefSeq, a predicted model, not a curated record